AAGUACUAGCCCCCAGGCUCUCUCCUCACGCGUAAACCAAGAUGGCGUCCUUAAAUAGCUUUGUUCUCAGGGAACUUGUAUUGAGUAAUUUUGCUGGAAAUUUUCGUCCGAUUUCCUUUUUCCUGCUGCUAUCUAUAUACUAUUAGAAGUAAUUGCGGAAUUCCCAAAGCUAAAAGCGACAUGAACGAGAAGAAAAAGAGAAAACGAAGACAUGAGAGUGAGUCUGAUGGCACGAGUUCUGAAGGUGAACCAAAGUCUCGAAAAAUUGCUGGAAAAAGCUCAAAAACACAGCUAGAUGAGAAAAAGAGGGAUGAAAAGAAAUCAAAGCAUGAACAACCUAAUACGAGUGAAAGUAGAUCGACAAGUGGAAAUGACUGCUCUGAUAGCAGUGGGCACAAAAAGAAGAGAAAGAAAAGGAAAGAUGCAGAUCGAAAGAACAAACAAAGAAGAAAGAAAGAGAAAAGAAAAAAGAGACGCGAAAGGAAAGAGAAGAUGAGAAAAAUGAGAAAGGGAUCAGACGAGGAAAAGGCUGAUGUCAAAAGAGCCGAAAAAGAUACAACCUCGAAAAACACUGAUGGAACACAAGGUGAUAAAUCAAUAAGUCCACCAUCAAAUGACCCUGGAGCAGUGGCAGCACCAAAGAAGAGACCCAUGGUCCCUAUGACAAAAGAGGAGUUUGAAAAACAACAAGCCCAAGUUAGAAGGGUUUAUGACCCAGAAACAGGUCGUCACAGGCUAAUCAAAGGGACAGGUGAGGUUUUAGAAGAGAUUGUCAGCAGAGAGAGACAUAAAGCAAUAAACAAGACUGCGACUCAAGGGGAUGGUGCAUUUUUCCAAGCAAAUCUUGGACUAGGGGACAAAUGAAUGUUAAAAGGUCACCUGUAAUACAACAUGUAGACAAAAAAAUACUUAUGGUGUCAAGCUCGACAUUUCAAUCAGUCUCAUCAAAACAACAAAUUUCUUUCUCUUUGAAAGAAAGAACCAAACACUUCUUGAAAACUGGAGAAGUUGAUUGGGAUAAAGAAAUUUAGAAGCAUUGCAUUUUUGUAUAGCAGAUGCCAGAGGAUCUUGGCCAGAUUGAAAAUAAAAGCCCUUGAAAGUUUGACAAUGAAAGAAACUCACUCAGACUCUCAAUGAUCAACAGUUUUGUUGUGAAGUAUUUCAUAAAAAAAAAAAAAGUUAUCACAAGUCUGUACAAUUUUUUUGCCUGUCUAGCCUUGUCUUCUGUACAAAAACAACUCGCAUAUUUUACACAUUAGUCUACCAGUGCUUUGUGCAAAUUUAAAAUAAAUUACUGAAUAAAAAAUCUAAAACUGCAAGAUGGACUUCAUUAUGUCAAAUCUACUUUUUUUAAUAUCAUUAAAAAAAAAUCAGACUCUCUUUCACCAUCAUGUCAAUGGUCCCAGGCCAUUCUGGAGAAGAACAUCAACC
Stylophora pistillata is the source of this 1431-nucleotide messenger RNA. RefSeq lists its product as uncharacterized. NCBI's taxonomy places the organism in Eukaryota, Metazoa, Cnidaria, Anthozoa, Scleractinia, Pocilloporidae. The record is from RefSeq and is a predicted model, not a curated record.